This is a messenger RNA of Magnolia sinica, 658 nucleotides long. RefSeq names its product mannose-specific lectin-like. The record is from RefSeq and is a predicted model, not a curated record. Bases 3 to 518 code for a protein of 171 amino acids. NCBI's taxonomy places the organism in Eukaryota, Viridiplantae, Streptophyta, Magnoliopsida, Magnoliales, Magnoliaceae. The transcript has a single exon.
ACAUGGCUACUAUCCGCUCCACUACUCUUCUCAACCUCCUCUUAAUCUCAUCUUUCUUUCUCAUACUCCUUCUCGGCCCAGCCUGCAAGGCUGACAACAUCUUGUAUCCUGGUAGAACUCUCGUUACUAACACCUAUCUGGAAUAUGGGAGCUAUAAAUUUAUAAUGCAACAAGAUUGCAACCUGGUCUUAUAUGAUGAGGGAAUCCCCUAUUGGCAUUCCAACACCGCGGGCAGGGGAAUCAAUUUUUGCCAUUGCACCAUGCAAACUGAUGGGAAUCUUGUGAUAUUUGCUCCUACCGGUCGUGCUAUUUGGACUAGUAAAACUGCCAGAGAUCAAGGCUCCUAUGUUCUCAUCCUUCAAAGUGAUCGAAAUGUGGUGAUCUAUGGUGGGGCUAUUUGGGCCACUGGGACUAAUGGAACUGGGAGUGGUGCAAUUCCAGUGGUCAGUUGGGGCAGCUCUGAGGACACUAAUCAUACCGCUGUGGUUGAUGGAUCUGGUACCAUCAUAGAUAUGUGAGAAGAUCAAUGCUUUGUGUUGAAAUGCAUAUAUUUUCCUUUGGCCUAAGUUCUAUAUUUAUCUAUGUGUGCGAUGAUGGGUAUGUAUCGUUUGAAAAUUUGAAUGAAUCUUAGUAAUAUAUUAUAGUACUUUUGGGUUAA